GUUGAGCGACACGCCGACCUGCGCCUUCCUGGUUCGGAUCGAUUCAGCUUGUAGGCCUUUUUAAUCUUCUUCAUAUUUUCUUCCACAUCCCCUUUUAUUUCAUGAGUUUACGAAGCGAGUGCUUUUUGGGUCUCUGGUCUGUUUCUGCAUGUUACCCCUUGUUGUUCUCUAUGCAUACAACAACCCACAACAAAUUGAAAUACUAUGUCAUCAUUAGCGAUGGGCACGGAUGGGGGCCGGGUCAUACACAUGGAUGGUCGGACGGAUCGGAUACUGGUACGAUACCCUGCCUGAUGGAGCUAUCCGGGCGACAGAGCGAUCUGUUGCCCCCUUCUCCUCCAUCUUGCGGAACUUUUUCUCCUCCUUUUUGGUCUCUCUGCUCUUCGUUCCUUGAAUACCCCCACAUUCGCUACUUGUAUUGGACGAACGGGCCGCCCUGCUCUGCCCGCUGGCUAGGGUUUAGCUGGCGGGAGUGCCUGGGUCAUAUUAGAAAGGAUUACCCUUCACCGGAAGAAAAAUGGAAUCAAUGUUUCGACGACUGUGUGGAUCCGCUUUUUCCACUUUGGUGUCUUCCCUCGUUUGGCGUCCCGCUACCACUUCCCAGCCGGCGAUUCUUGAUGGUGUGAGCACAAGACCUCCAAACUCUCAGAUGGCGGCUGAUUAUUAUACUAGUUCAUGCCCGCGUCAAUCGCUCCAUUGGUGUCUGUACCGCAAAGCUGCGUGCCAGUAGGCAAUUCCGUUGCACGCCUUACCCACACCACCGCCGAAAUCGCCACGAAACGUUCGGAAUCCCCUUAGUGCUCUCCGUACUCUAGUCUAUCCUUUCAUAACUUCACCCGAGAUUAAGUCUCGCGUAAUCCCGGACGAGCGCUAUGGAAUGAAGACUGCCUUGUGCUGGGGUAUUUUGUAGGAUGGAUGCUAUUCGCUUCGACGAGGGAAGAUCUUGAGGUCGCGGCAGGUAGAAUGAGUCUCUCCUCACUUCCAAC
This is a messenger RNA of Trematosphaeria pertusa, 986 nucleotides long. RefSeq lists its product as uncharacterized. The transcript has a single exon. The record is from RefSeq and is a predicted model, not a curated record. The coding region runs from base 102 to 626 and encodes 174 amino acids. Lineage: Eukaryota; Fungi; Ascomycota; Dothideomycetes; Pleosporales; Trematosphaeriaceae.